GGCCAGGCCUGGACGAUGGGUCCUGAGCGCCUCGGAUCGCAUUGGCCAGCCGGGGUUCCGGGGCCUCUGGUUUCCAGAGUGACACUGUCGAGAGUCUGGGAAUGCGUGGACUUGGCUUUUACUCUGGAAGAGAGACAGCAACUGAACAUUCAUGGAUUGUUACCGCCUAGUUUCAUCAGUCAGGACCUCCAGGUUCUUAGAAUAGUUAAAAAUUUUGAGCGUCUGAACUCUGACUUUGACAGGUAUCUUCUCUUAAUGGAUCUUCAAGAUAGAAAUGAAAAGCUCUUCUAUAGAGUACUAAUGUCUGAUGUUGAAAAAUUCAUGCCUAUUGUGUACACCCCCACUGUGGGUCUCGCUUGCCAACAAUACAGUUUAGUCUUCCGGAAGCCAAGAGGUCUUUUUAUCAGUAUCCAUGACCGAGGGCAUAUUGCUUCCGUUCUAAAUGCAUGGCCAGAAAAUGUUGUUAAGGCGAUUGUGGUAACCGAUGGCGAGCGUAUUCUUGGCUUGGGAGACCUUGGUUGUAACGGAAUGGGCAUCCCUGUGGGUAAAUUGGCAUUGUACACAGCGUGCGGAGGUGUGAAUCCACAGCAGUGCCUGCCUAUCACUCUGGAUGUGGGCACAGAAAAUGAGGAGUUACUCAGUGACCCACUGUACAUUGGACUACGGCAGAGAAGAGUGAGAGGUCCAGACUAUGAUGACUUUUUGGAUGAAUUCAUGGAGGCAGUUUCUUCCAAGUAUGGCAUGAAUUGCCUUAUUCAGUUUGAAGAUUUUGCCAACGUGAAUGCAUUUCGUCUUCUCAACAAGUAUCGAAACCAGUAUUGCACGUUUAAUGAUGAUAUCCAAGGAACAGCAUCUGUUGCAGUUGCAGGUCUCCUUGCAGCUCUUCGAAUAACCAAGAACAAACUAUCUGAUCAAACAAUACUAUUCCAAGGAGCUGGAGAGGCUGCCUUAGGGAUUGCUCACCUGAUUGUUAUGGCCAUGGAGCAGGAAGGUCUACCCAGGGAGAAAGCCAUCAAAAAAAUAUGGCUGGUUGACUCAAAAGGAUUGAUAGUAAAGGGACGCGCUUCCUUAACACCCGAGAAAGAGAAGUUUGCCCACGAACAUAAAGAAAUGAAGAACCUAGAAGCCAUUGUUCAAGAAAUAAAGCCAACUGCCCUCAUAGGAGUUGCUGCCAUUGGCGGCGCCUUCACAGAGCAGAUUCUCAAAGACAUGGCUGCCUGUAAUGAGCGGCCCAUUAUUUUUGCUUUGAGUAAUCCAACCAGCAAAGCAGAAUGUUCCGCAGAGCAGUGCUAUAAGAUAACUCAGGGACGUGCAAUUUUUGCCAGUGGCAGUCCUUUCGAUCCAGUCACUCUUCCGGACGGACGCACCCUGUAUCCUGGCCAGGGCAACAAUUCCUAUGUGUUCCCUGGAGUUGCUCUUGGGGUGGUGGCGUGUGGACUGAGGAACAUCACGGACAAAGUCUUUCUCACUACCGCUGAGGUUAUAUCUCAGCAAGUAUUAGAUAAACACCUCGAAGAAGGACGACUCUAUCCUCCUUUGAAUACUAUUAGAGAUGUUUCGCUGAAAAUUGCAGUAAAGAUUGUGAAUGAUGCAUAUCAGGAGAAGACAGCCACAGUUUACCCUGAACCACAAAACAAAGAAGCAUUUGUCUGCUCUCAGAUGUAUAGCACGGAGUAUGACCAGAUUCUCCCUGACCGUUACACGUGGCCUGAAGAGGUCCAGAAUAUACAGACCAAAGUGGACCAGUAGCGUAAUAGUGGCAGUUUUCAGCCUCAGUAAUGAGCUCUUGAAGAAUUUCCUAAUUUUUAAAGGUUGGGAUCUUUCAUGAUAAUUCAUAAUGUGCUUAGGCUAAGAUCAUUUUAUUUUAACCAUCUAAAAAUUCAUGGAUGAAGAUUAAUAUAAAUUAGGAUAAACGUUAUACUAGGUAGUUCUGCUUCAUUUACCUUUUGGUUAUUUAUGAUUUCUGUCUUAAUUUUUCUGCCCAAAUUCUCCCUGAAUACUGUUGUACCUACUAUUGAGAACUUAAUCUUUUUAUAUAAGAAACUAAUGGGAAGACCAAAAUUAGUAAUAAAUUGAUAUGAUCAGCAUUAAAACUCAUAAUUCUUUUACUGAC
Messenger RNA from Chinchilla lanigera (long-tailed chinchilla), 2113 nucleotides. RefSeq names its product malic enzyme 1, NADP(+)-dependent, cytosolic (gene Me1). Gene Ontology annotation, molecular function: NAD binding; malate dehydrogenase (decarboxylating) (NAD+) activity; malate dehydrogenase (decarboxylating) (NADP+) activity. The record is from RefSeq and is a predicted model, not a curated record. Gene Ontology annotation, cellular component: mitochondrion. The transcript is spliced from 15 exons. Bases 16 to 1749 code for a protein of 577 amino acids. NCBI's taxonomy places the organism in Eukaryota, Metazoa, Chordata, Mammalia, Rodentia, Chinchillidae. Gene Ontology annotation, biological process: malate metabolic process; pyruvate metabolic process.